Geosmithia morbida is the source of this 522-nucleotide messenger RNA. Its product is annotated as NADH dehydrogenase (ubiquinone) 1 alpha subcomplex subunit 8. Gene Ontology annotation, biological process: mitochondrial electron transport, NADH to ubiquinone. NCBI's taxonomy places the organism in Eukaryota, Fungi, Ascomycota, Sordariomycetes, Hypocreales, Bionectriaceae. The transcript has 4 exons. Bases 1 to 522 code for a protein of 173 amino acids. The record is from RefSeq and is a predicted model, not a curated record.
AUGACGACACGAAGGCCCAACUUCGACCAGUCGAAGCUCAUCGACACGACUCCCCUACCCGACAACGUCCCCUCGGUCAAGGAAGUCGGCGCCAGCUCGGCCCCCCUUCUCUCGGCCUCGUUCUUCAUCGGUGCCCGAUGCCGCGAUUACAACGAUGAUUACAUGCAGUGCAAGACGGAGAACCCUGGACGGGGAGAGUUCGACUGCCUCAAGGAGGGUCGUCGUGUGACCCGCUGCGCGUCGAGUGUAAUCGACGACCUCAACACCCAGUGUCUCGAGCAGUUCCGCAAUCACUGGAAGUGUCUAGACAACCACAACCACCAGCUCUGGCAGUGUCGUCCGUUCGAGUGGAAGCUUAACAAGUGCGCUUUUGACAAUCUGAAACUCGAGAAAACCAUCCCUGACCAACCCACCAACGUCACUCCCGUCCAGCUCAGGCCCCAGCAAAUCAUGGCGGACCGCAAGUUCCGCUCCAUUGAGGGCAAGCCCUUUAUCGCUGGCCAGGAAGAGGCCAAGCAAUAA